GAUUGUCGAUGUUACUGAUGACCAAAAACUUGCUGCUGCUGUUGCUGAUUCUGUACAGAGUACCCAAGAGGUUGGGCAUGUUGCUCAUGGUAUGGCAAUCGUGCCCUUGCCGAAUCUUCUUCGACCAUAGUACCAGCAAGCUCUCCAGACAAAGCAUCCAUGUCUCAGGUCGCGAGUCCAUUGUCGCCCAUCAUCCGGCACUUCCUUCGAAGGAACCUGGAGCCCGACCUUUCACCCACUCUUCCAGCAGCUUUCCGGAGUAAGACCCUUACUUUUCAUGGUACACUGCCCGCUUCAUCCCACAUUCAACCGCUCCUCCGGAUACCAGGCUCGAGUUCCCCAGCGCCACCUCCAUUGAUUCCAUCUGAUAAUGUCGUUACCAAUGAGGAGGCCUCGGCUAAUGAUAUUGUUACGGAGGUCAUUCCCGCAAGGCACCCAUCCCACACAUCUUGGCUGGAGUGGGAACGGUCCUUUAUUGCAUUUAGGGCCUUCUUUGAUAGUGGAGUCCAGGUCCUUCGAUCCGCAGAUGAGCUCCUGCCACUUUGUCACCGAUUUAAUGGCUACGCGAUGUUUCGUGGAGCUCUUGUUUAUCCCGAGACAGUUGCGGCUUUGGAGAAAUUUAUAGACAAAUACGGAGACUUCAUGGAUAGUACUAGCAUCACCUCUUCCUUCUCGCGGUGUGCUGCCUUCCGGACCCUUGGCCUAGUGCUCCAUGGAAUGGAUACCGUGCAAUUGCUGGAUAUUACGGACCACAGACUUCUUUGCUGGCGGGAUGCGGUUUGCGAGGCCAUGACCUUGAACUUUCGGGUAGAUUUUCUUUUGAACUUGGUGCGAGAUUUGGCACGUGCUGUCUUUGGGGCACGAGCUGUUCAUAGCAUGGAGUUGUCUUCCAGUCAUGACAAAAUAAGAGCAGCGGCGGAGGCCCUGAGUCUUAAGCAACGUGAGCUGGAAAAUCAGCAUGAGGAACUGCGCGCCCUUCUUCUCACCCAAGGUGUUUCCGCCGAUGGUGCUGGCUGCGUGGCAGAGGCAAUAACCAGCUCCUCCUGCAAGGCUUCUGCUAUCCUUUUUUAGCUGUAUCUGAUGGUUUCGAGGUGCGUGGCCUUCCUACUCAUGCUCCUUCCUUGUUUUUUUUUUAUACAGUAAUUUUCUAGCACCUGCCUAUUUUCUUCUGACAUUCACGCUUGCCUUGCAAGUUGCUCUUUUGCUUUACAUGAAAUUGACCAGCCCAACAUGUUGAAGAACACAUUAGCUCCAGCUUGUGUAACUUAGUUGUGUUUAGGCCGUAUUUUCUUUUGAUGUUCCAACACCUGUACUGUGAAAUCCUUGUAUUGUAACGCUGUUGUGAUCAAGCUGCUAGAACCUACGUUUUAUUUUCUUUUGGAUGCUGGA
Messenger RNA from Prunus avium (sweet cherry), 1389 nucleotides. NCBI's taxonomy places the organism in Eukaryota, Viridiplantae, Streptophyta, Magnoliopsida, Rosales, Rosaceae. The record is from RefSeq and is a predicted model, not a curated record.